AUGAUUCUAUACAUUUUGCUCAGCCUGACUUUCGUCGGGCUUGUUAUUUUGGCCCGGCGCAGUCUAUACCCCAAACCGUAUCCCGGCAUACCAUACAACAUCGAAUCGGCACGCCGCAUCACUGGUGAUAUCCCCAACCUCGUUCCUGUUAUUCGGGCAACCAAUGAAUUCUCGAAUUCGAUAUUCUCCAUCACCACGCAGAAAUUAGGGCAACCAAUUGCACAAUUGUUGUUCCCUGGCAUACGGAAGCCCUUGAUCAUACUAGAGGAUCCUCGAGAAAUUGAGGACAUCAUCGUGCGGCGCAACAAGGAAUUCGACAAGGCACCGAUGUCUAUUAAUCUUUUAUAUGACAUGUUUCCCAAUGCAACUUUGACUCAAUAUACAACGCCUAAACUAAAAGCUCAGAAGCGCCUGUGGGCCACUGUCAUGAGCGCCGAGUUUCUUCACAAGGCUGCCGCCCCCAAUAUUUACAAGUCCACGUUUGAAUUGUUGGAGCUAUGGCGACUAAAAGCUUGUACCGUGUUCAGGGACCGGCCCUUUAAUGCUUUUGAAGAUUUUCAGAAUGCUGCCUUGGACGCCAUCUGGGUAGCAGUAGUGGGCGAGGAGCCCGGUGUCACGAGGCAUGAGGUUGAAAAACUGCAGAGCCAAACCGCAGGCGACGGGAAGCUUCAGAAACCACCUCGAGGUGCCUUUCUCAAGGAAGAAGCACUCUACAUUGGCGAUGCCAUUUCUCGAAACUCUAAUGCUCCAGUCCCGAAAUGGUCGCAGAAGCUAGAGACCUACACACCUCGAUUCCGUAAAUUUCGACGUGUUGCCGACGCCGAGAUAGGUUUGGUGAUGAAAAGAGCCGUCGAUCGAUUUCAACGCCUCGAAGUGGGAACACUAGAGGCUGACGGGUCUGAUACCUGUAUGAUGGACUUGGUUCUCAGAAGACAGGUCCUCGAGGCCAAGAAAGCCAAGCGCCCCAUGACUGAUCCGACAAAAGAUCGAAACAUGUUGGACGAGAUGUUUGUCAUGCUUGUUGGGGGUCUUGAUUCCACCGCCAAUGCGCUUACGUGGUUUGUCAAAUUCAUGGAAGCAUACCCUACUGUACAAGACGAGUUGCGCCGGGCUUUGAAGGCUGCCUUUUCCAGCACGGAGCCUUCCAUUGAAGAUAUACUCGAAGCAGAAAUCCCCUAUCUUGAGGCCGCCUGCGAGGAAAGCUUCCGUCUCUCUGGUGUUGCCAAGGGCAGUCUCCGCCAGGCGAUUGUAGACACGGAGAUUCUUGGCUGCAAAAUACCAAAGGGCGCCGAGAUUUUCAUGAACUAUCAUUUCAACCACGCGCCUGUUCCUGUCGACGAGUCGAAGCGGACUCUCAGCAGCAAGGCGGCUGCGAGCAAGUUUGGAGACGGAAUCCAUGGUACGUCGGGCCAUGAUCUCGGAGUUUUCGAGCCGAGGCGGUGGCUAGUCAGGGAUGAGAAAACGGGCGCAGAUGUUUUCAACCCGUAUGCCUUGCCAUCGCUGGCCUUUGGUGGAGGCUUUCGAGGAUGCGCAGGGCGUAAACUGGCUACAAUGGAAUUCCGCAUUGUCGUUACGCUGCUAAUUCUCAAUUUGAAAUUCCUCGAUUUGCCCGAAGACCUCAAAACUUUGAGCGCUACUGAGAAGAUCUUCCGGCAGUCUGACAAGCCGUUUGUGCGACUUGAAGUUCUGUAA
This is a messenger RNA of Pestalotiopsis fici W106-1, 1692 nucleotides long. RefSeq lists its product as uncharacterized. Gene Ontology annotation, molecular function: monooxygenase activity; iron ion binding; oxidoreductase activity, acting on paired donors, with incorporation or reduction of molecular oxygen. The coding region runs from base 1 to 1692 and encodes 563 amino acids. The transcript has 3 exons. Lineage: Eukaryota; Fungi; Ascomycota; Sordariomycetes; Amphisphaeriales; Sporocadaceae. The record is from RefSeq and is a predicted model, not a curated record.